This is a messenger RNA of Neomonachus schauinslandi (Hawaiian monk seal), 5645 nucleotides long. It is a transcript of the gene ELAVL1, whose product is annotated as ELAV like RNA binding protein 1. Gene Ontology annotation, cellular component: ribonucleoprotein complex. The record is from RefSeq and is a predicted model, not a curated record. Gene Ontology annotation, molecular function: RNA binding. Bases 5 to 1045 code for a protein of 346 amino acids. The transcript is spliced from 6 exons. NCBI's taxonomy places the organism in Eukaryota, Metazoa, Chordata, Mammalia, Carnivora, Phocidae.
UACAAUGUCUAAUGGUUAUGAAGACCACAUGGCCGAAGACUGCAGGGAUGAUAUUGGGAGAACGAAUUUAAUUGUCAACUACCUCCCUCAGAACAUGACCCAGGAUGAGUUGCGGAGUCUGUUCAGCAGUAUCGGUGAAGUCGAAUCUGCAAAACUCAUUCGGGAUAAAGUAGCAGGGCACAGCUUGGGCUACGGCUUUGUGAACUACGUGACUGCCAAGGAUGCGGAGAGAGCGAUCAACACCCUGAAUGGCCUGCGGCUCCAGUCAAAAACCAUUAAGGUGUCGUAUGCUCGCCCGAGCUCAGAGGUCAUCAAAGACGCCAACCUGUACAUCAGUGGGCUCCCGCGGACCAUGACCCAGAAGGACGUGGAGGACAUGUUCUCUCGGUUUGGGCGAAUCAUCAACUCCCGGGUCCUUGUGGAUCAGACCACAGGUUUGUCCAGAGGGGUUGCGUUUAUCCGGUUUGACAAACGGUCGGAGGCAGAAGAGGCAAUUACCAGUUUCAAUGGUCAUAAACCCCCAGGUUCCUCCGAGCCCAUUACAGUGAAGUUUGCAGCUAACCCCAACCAGAACAAAAACGUGGCGCUGCUCUCCCAACUGUACCACUCGCCCGCCAGACGGUUCGGAGGCCCCGUUCACCACCAGGCGCAGAGAUUCAGAAUGAAUCUGUUGAAUGCCUGCAUGACCUUGACCUGCAUGCUGUGCUCUCUGUUUGCUAGGUUCUCCCCUAUGGGUGUAGAUCACAUGAGUGGGCUUUCUGGUGUCAAUGUCCCGGGCAACGCGUCUUCGGGCUGGUGCAUCUUCAUCUACAACCUCGGGCAGGACGCCGAUGAGGGGAUCCUCUGGCAGAUGUUUGGCCCCUUUGGGGCAGUCACCAAUGUGAAAGUGAUUCGCGACUUCAACACCAACAAGUGCAAAGGCUUUGGCUUUGUGACCAUGACAAACUAUGAAGAAGCCGCCAUGGCCAUAGCAAGUCUGAACGGCUACCGCCUGGGGGACAAAAUCUUACAGGUUUCCUUCAAAACCAAUAAGUCCCACAAAUAACUCGCUCAUGCUUUUUUUUUUUUUGUACGGAAUAGAUAAUUAAGAGUGAAGAAGUUGAAACUUUUUUGUUAGUGUACAACUCAUUUUGCGCCAAUUUUCACAAGUGUUUGUCUUAGUCUAAAUGAGAAGUGAAAAGGUUUUUAUACUCUGGGAUGCAACCGACAUGUUCAAAUGUUUGAAAUCCCACAAUGUUAGACCAAUUUAAGUUUCUUAAGUUAUUUCCUUUAAAAUAUAUAUUAAACAGAAAUCUAAGUAGACUGCAUUGACUAACCAGUCCCUCGGGACGGUGGUGAACCUGAAGCAUGCUUUAACUUCUAAGACUGUCUAACACUCGUUUCAUUCGGUGUCUCCACAAACUGGAUAUAAAAAAAAAAAAAAAAAAAAAAAAACUUUUUAGUUUUAGUUUUCAAACUAAAGAUGUUAGACAGAUGCUGAGUGUGCGUUUUCUCAACCGCUUCAACAUUUUAAGCGAUUUCUGCUUUGGUUGACAGGAAAUUGCUUUCCCCAGCAGGUGCCAUUGCCACUCCUGCUCACUCAGCCCCGGGGCUCUGCAGCAGUGCCAUCCGAUGGGGGGGGGCCGCCACCGGGGAGGGGGGCCGCACGCCGGGCCGCGCCGGGCCCUCCAGAGAAGGACACGCACAGGUUUCGCAAGCCCAGGCGCCAGUGGGAACGGACCAAAGAGUUUCAGGGAAACUCCAGUAGAUUCCAGAGUCAGACCUAACUCCAGGCGCGCCUGAAGACGUGCUGCUGAUCCUCUGACAUCCCGAAUUUCUGUGCACACGUUGCAUGCACGGUGCCCUGCACACCGGGCGCUGGUGUUCCCAAUCAUUUCUCCACUUUUCCCAGAGCAGUUCACACAGCUCGAAUGCCUAAGAUCGCUCUAUAUUUUAAGAACACAGAAACAUUUGAGCAUUGUAUUUCUCGCAUCCCUUCUCGUGAGCGCUAGACUUGUUCCUAUUUUAGUCGGAUUUUGUUUUGAAACUUUGCUUUCGUAUGAACACUCAGCAGAAAAGUACUUACUUCUUGCCAGUUAUCUAUUAACAACAAAAAAAAAAAAACAAAAAAAAAAACAAAAAAAAACACUUUGAUUUGUAGUUUUAAAGAUUAACCCUCCCAAGUUCUCUUCAUAACUGCCUUGACAUUCUGGGUUGUUCUGUUCUGUUAAUUUUCUUUUGCUUUUUUGUGUUUUUUGUUUGUUUUUACUUUUGCAUUUAAGACCAUUAAAUUUGAUUUUGUUUUGCUCGAAUUUUGUUUUGUUUUUUAUUUUACCUUUUCUUUCUUUUUGGCUAGGUAAGGUCCAGACGGCCAGCAUUCAGGGAGGAUUUAUAAAAGAUCUUAAGAAACAAAGACUUGCCUCGAGACAAAGCAUUUACAGGUCUGUGACGUAGGAGUGUGCAGUCACAGAUGGCGUUUUUUAAAACGGGGGAGCCAGUAGGGAGAGUCUGAGAGAGAGAGAGAGAGAGCUUGAGAAGUAGCAGGGCCAGACCUCCGGGCAACUCCUCAGGAGUGUGAUCUGACUUUUAUAAAUAUCUAGCAUUUAGAGAGAAUCAAAAAUAGGAGAACUUAGUACCAGCAGUUUUUACGCCUUGACAUAAGACUAAAACACAUAACAAUAGGCAGUUUUAGUUGAUCAAUAUCAUGGAAUUGUGGUAUUAUUUAUCUAUUUAUCUACCUACCUAUUUAUUUAUUUAAGUGGAAAAAAAAUGGGGCACAGCCUUCUCCAGAGCAGGUCAGUGUUCUGAGACGCCCCCCGGACCGUUUGAGGCUGCCUGUCCCAGCCCCGUUUCCCUCAGACUUUGUCGAGGGGCUGCCAACUGCUUGCAUUAUCCUCCCCAACUUGAGAUGUUGUCAUGUUGUUUUCCCACUGAAGGGGCCAAGUUCAUACCUUGAGGCCUUCUCGUGAGUUGGCCAUGUGCCAUGGAGGAACCCCCACCCCCUCCUCCAGCGGAAGUUUCCAGAUCCUAAGUCAAAGCCCGCUUGCGUGCCUCCUCCUGGAGCCCAGAGCCAAGGCCCGUCAGCCUGGAUUUGACACAGGAGAGGGGCCCCCCCUGCUAUGUCUGCCCCAGAGUGCUCUUCACCACAGACCAGGACGUUCCCCUGGAAGAAUAUGCCUUUCAGGUUGUGCUAGCCUUGGGCCGGCGUCUCCUCAGUGAAGAUGGAUUCCCAUUAGGUCUCUUCCUUGACACACAUUCCUGCCUGCCCUCACUAGCGUUCCGUGUCUUACUUGAAUUCUGUCGGAAGCAUAAACCGUGAAAUGACGGGCUCGGAGCCAGCACCGCCGCUCCUUCCCUCCCCGCCCGGUUAUCCGAACCGCAUUGAUCACUCUGAUGCUGGCACAGAGGAGGAGAUGAGCCUUCGAGAGUUGCCUGAGGUUUCUCAGUUCAGUAAAAUCCUCCUUUUACACGGGCUCCACUCUGAACAGCCUUUCUGGCUAAAACCCCAGCGCGUUGCUUUGGGAGUGUGAAUUUGCAAGUGUGUGGAAGGCUUUCGCUUUUGACGUGUUACUUAACCCUGAAAAGCAACUGGCGCUCCCAGGGAUGUACCAGGUGCUGGCCCUGUGUCCAACAAGUUCAUUAUCUCUUCUCCAGGCUUGUUCGCAAAAAGGUAGAUCCCAUUUUUUAAAAGUCACAAUCCAAAAGAAAACUGUUUUAUAAAAGUUUUUUACAUAGGUUGAUCAUAUUUGUAUUUCACAAAAUGAGUGCUCUCCUUUUUAUUUGGGAAUUUUGAUGAAAAAAAAGAACUAAAGAGUAGAUAAUGUUAAUUUAUCGAAAGUUUGGUUUGGUACAUAAAUACCAAAGAGGCUUUGACUGGAUUUUCUCUUGGCCUGCCUAACAUCCCCUGAUAGUUGUUUGCUAAGAAACUCCAAAUUUGUGAACCUGGUUCCAGUUGAAUUAUUAUUCACUUUUCACGCCUUGGCUCUGCCCUUCUUUAGUUUUUCAUUGUACUAUGCCAAGCUGUGGUUUUCUGCGCUGGCUGUGCCUCUAGUCGCACGUCCUGUGACUGGGAUCCCCACCCCCACCCCAGCCCGCCACCAUCUUGCCAGAGUAGCUGCGAGACGGGCUUUCCUGGCCUGUAGGCAGAUGGUGCUGGGUGGGCUCCACCUUCUUUGUUCCCUGAAGGUGAGUCCUUCCCUUGCCAAGGGCAGCUGCCUUAACCUCUGAGAGUCUGCACUUGGUGUUCGUGCUGGAAACCCAGCGUCCAGGGUCUGACCUGUGCUGCUGGAGGGAGCUGGUGCUUUCUGAGCUGGCAGCGGGCGGGGGGGGGGGGGGGGGGGCGGCCCUGCUGGAUCAGACAAGUAGGUGAAUCCGAAGGUUACUGGCAAUAACUCGCCCUGGUUUGCCUCCAAACUAGGGCCGUUGACCGACCCCAAGUCUGCUGUCGGCCUUGAAAAUCAAAGUUAACGUCACCCAGCUGUUCCAUUUCACAUCUGAUUCAGCCUGAUUUUAUUUCUCUGUGCUUUUUGCAGCCUUCCUGGGUUGGGUAAGAGAAAGAAUAAGCUGCCAAAGGUCUGUGUUCCCCAGCCACCCCCCUCCCCAAGCCCUCCCCCUGAAAUCCCUGCCACCUUCCCAGGACCUAUGGCACCUCUGGGACCUGAGGCAGCUCCUCAGGAAGCACCUCCCGCUGUCCAUCAGAUUCCCAGGCCCGGCCCCCAACUGAAGUCCCAAGUGCUUUCUGUUGAGUGGCAUUGAUGAUUGACCCUUGCUGACGAUAGCGGUAGAACCUGAAUCCCAGACCUCCAGCAGGGUUCACACUUCGAAACCUUUUGAUUUGCCUCUGACUUCUAAUGAUUGUAUCGUACAUUUUCCCACAGCCUUUUGGUGACCUAGUUUUCAGGUUUCCGCUUGGUCGUUAAAAAAAAAGAAAAGAAAAAUUAUUUGUACAUCACCGCAGGGACCUAAGUUUAGGUUAACCGACGGCUCGAGCAGCGGCUUUGAGAGGACUCUAUUGCAUUCCACCAGGAGAGAAGGCUUGUCCGUUGGUUGGGGCCACCUCUUUACCAUGUACUGUUCCGUUUCCAGUGACUUGCUCUGGGGGGGCGGGGCGCUUGACCAGCUGGUUCCCGUGUUGUACAGUAGAUGGGUAGACGUUUUGUAUAUUAGUGUGUUUUAAGUUAUUGAUUUGUUUUAUAUAAAAUAAUUUAUUUUUCAGGUACCAUUUUUCAUUUUAACUUUGUUUUUACAUGGGUUUGUUUUCAAUAAAGUAUGACACUGCUGUCCAAAAGUCAACAAUAAAAUGAAUCCCAUUGUGUUCUUUUGAGGAUGCUUAUGUAACUAGCUCUUUUUUAUUAUUUUCAGGGAAAAAAAAAAAGCCCUUCUCAGUUUUCCAUCUCCCCAUUUGCCUUUUUAUCCUUGUGAAUAAAUGUUCUUUAGUGUUUUAGGAGGAAAAAGCAAACCUAGAUUUUGAUAAUCCAGAAGAUUUCAGAUUAAUAAAGAAGCUUUGAAAGAAGACCAUUUUUCAAAAUUUUAGUGAAGUGUGAAUAUUUUUUGUCAAUGGCUUUCUCAAAGAGAAUGAAACUUUUGCACCAUUUUCAGAGUUUUUAUAGAGAUGCCAAAUUGAUAUAUUUACAUGUAAUGGAAACAUGAAAAAGUUUUAUUAAACA